Molecule: messenger RNA, 2877 nt
Organism: Aureococcus anophagefferens
Lineage: Eukaryota; Pelagophyceae; Pelagomonadales; Pelagomonadaceae
Exons: 2
Coding region: 1-2877 (958 amino acids)
Source: RefSeq, a predicted model, not a curated record
AUGACGGCGUUGUACAAGGACACGCGGCCGGAGAUGGUGAGCAUGCUCUACCUGCUCUCGCCCGUGUCCCUGCUCCUGCUCAACCCCGUGGGCUUUUUGCUCAUGGGCGCCGCGUCGCCCGGGCCCGACGCGCCCCCGGACGACGACGACGACGUCGCGCCGACGAUCGAGGACUCGCCGCGGCCGUCCGCGGCGUCGGCGCCGCGCGGGCCCGAGCGCGACCCGGGCCGCGUGCUCCUGCGCGUCGUGCGCACGCCCCUCGUCGCCUGCACGGUCGCCGGCGCGCUCUUCAACGUCGUCUUCGGCCCGUCGGCGCUGCCGUCGCCCUUCGCGAUGGCGCUCGGCGCGCUCGGGGCCGCGUUCACGCCAUGCGCCUUGUUCUUCACGGGCCUGAGCCUCGUGGGCAAGGUCACGAAGCUCCACCCGUCGGCGCUCCUCCUGCCGGGCGUGCUGUCGGGCAUCAAGUGCGUCGUCUUACCCAUCGCCAUCUACCUGGCCGUGGGCCUCACGGGCGGCGACGGCGACCUGCGGGGCUUCGGCUUCGUCUACGGCGCGAUCCCGACGGCGCCGUCCGUGCUCGUCUACGCCCACGAGUACCUGGGCCACGACCCGGAGACGGCGGCGACGACGGCCGUGAGCCUUGUUGUUUGUACUCUCGCUUCCACCCCGGUCGUGCUCUUCGCCGGCCUGGUCAUCCAGGCGGGCCACGUCGGCGUCGUCCUCGACGAGUACGCGCGGACGACGGACGCCUACCUGUGCGUGCCGUCCUGCGUCCUCGCGGCCUGGGUCGCGGCGUCGUUCUACGCGACGUGGCGCGCGGACUGGGCGCGGCGGAAAGACGAAACGGGGGCGGCGGCGUGGAAGCCCGCGGACACGCGCGUGCUCCUGCUCGUCGUGAACGCGGGCUGCCACGCCCUCGGCGCCCUCGACACGGCGACGUGCGGCUCGCGGGUCGGCGGCGGGUCCUUGGACGCGCCGCGGGCCGUCGUCGCGUCCGUCGUGCGUUUAGCGACGUGCGGCACCGCGGCGGCCGCGGCGCUCCUCGUGCGCGACGGCGCGGCGCCCGCGAAGGCGGACCACGAGGAGCCCCUGCUCCCCGGGGAGGCGCCGCCGCCCGUGCGGCGGCGGCGCCGCGCGGCGGCGCUCGCCUUCGCGGUCGCGGCGCCCGUCGUCCUGUCGUUCGCCGUCGCCGUCGCGCGGCCGCGGCGGCGCCUGCCGCGCGACGAGCUCUGCGGCUACCCCUACGGCCGGCCCCAGUACGGCGCGUCCGUCGCCUACCUGGGCGUGACCCUCGCGCUCUGCCUGCUGGGCCUCCGGAAGGCGCGGGAGACGCAGGAUAGGUACUACGCGCGGUCGCGCCAGGAUCUGGCGGCGCUCGACGCGGAGACGAAGGCGCCCGACGACCUCCCCGGCGGCGCGGACACGCUCGACGGCACGGCGGACCUCGCGGCCUUCGGGGCGUCCCUCGGGCGGCGGCGCCAGCAGCUGUCGCUGUCGUUCUCGUCGCUGCCGGGCGACGACCCGCGCGACGCGACGGACACGCGCCUCGCGGCCGCCGUGGGCCACCGCCUGCUGCUCUUCAUCCUCCUCCACGUCAUCCACGCCUUCCUGAACAUCUGCGCCUGCGCCGCGCGCCUCGGGCCCCGCGACGGCUUCGGGAAGGCGGGGUCGACGGUCAAGGUGCUGAGCCUCAUCGCGGACACGUUCUCGUCGUCCAUGGGCAUCUUCAUCUUCCUCGUCUUCGGGCUCGCGCGGCACCAGGUGCUGUGGCGCGCGACGUCGGACCAGCUCAAGCGCCUCUGCUGCGUCCCGCGGCGCCAGCGCGGCGGCGCCAGCCCGUCGGGGCUGGUCCGCGCGCUCUCGUCGUCGAGCGCCGGCUCCGACGGCCGCCGCCGGCACGCGCGGGACCGCCUCACGUCCUUCGACGUCAACGAGCCCUACGUGAGCCGCGCCGUCGAGUCCUGCCUGAAGCAGAUCGCGAGCUUCGACGUCGUGCUCCUCGGCGCGAAGCGCGGCGACGCGGGCGACUACGCGCUCGCCGCCGACCUCGUCCGAGAACUAAGAAAAAAGUCGGGGCGGCCCGUGGCCCUGGGCCUCGACGCGGCGCCCUUGGGCGCCGGCCCGGCCCUCGCCGGCGGCGACUGGCUCAAGACCGCCGACGCCUGGCCCGCCGUCGCGGCGGCGGGCGACGCGUCGUACCUCGAGCCGCUCCAGACCCUCCAGCGCGACCGCGUCGUGGGCGACGUCGUGCCGCUGGGCGUCGCCGCCGAGGCCAUGGGCCGCGUGCAGCGCGACGGCGGCAUCGCGGCGCUGAGCGAGGCCGAGCGGAACGCGUACGUCGACGACGUCGGCGCGUUCGUUCGCUACGCGAAGCUCAAUCCCGGCUUCGACGUCUACGCGAAGCGCGUCAUCGAGCGGCGCUACCGCGCCGCGGGCUACGCGAACAUCAGCGGCGCGCCGGCCUACGCGGACUUCUUCGCGUCGACGAUCCUCUACGACGAGGCCGCGGCGAGCCUCGCGGCGCGCUACAAGCGCUCGGCGCCGGGCGGCCUGCUGGUCUGCGUCGUCGGCGAGGACCACGUCAAGUUCGGCUACGGCGUCCAGGGCCGCCUCGACCGCUUGGAGGUCGACCCGGACAAGGCCGGGUCGCCGACGUUCCGGUCGACGUCCGUGCUCCUGAACCCGACGGCCGAGAGCAGCGGGUCCCUGUCGGCGUCGCUGCGCCUCGCGCUCGCCGCGGACCAGAAGGUGACGCGGCCGCUGGCGAACUACGUCUGGUUCUCCGAGUCGCCGAAGCCGGCACUCAUCUCCCACAUGAUGAACCCCAUCGACGGCAACUUCAAGAUCGACCUCGGCCUGAGCCUGCCGAGCCUCUAA